This is a messenger RNA of Protopolystoma xenopodis, 309 nucleotides long. NCBI's taxonomy places the organism in Eukaryota, Metazoa, Platyhelminthes, Monogenea, Polystomatidea, Polystomatidae. The record is from the annotation of a GenBank genome assembly.
AUGUUGGUCCCGAGAGUGGACCGUCAGGCGGAAACCGAAACUAGUCGGAAGAGCGGCAAAGCAUGCCGCCUGUUGCAUGCCACCACGGACGACGACUCACCUCCUUCCGGUGAAACGGACCUGGACCGCUUUGUCGAGUUUCCCGAAAGGCUUCUCUUCCUCUUUCGACAAUUCGGAGACAGAUCCCUGCCCUCGUCUGCUUCUGGACAGCCUUCGUCUCGCGACUUUGCAUUGAACGUCUGCCGAGCCCGCGAAUCGCCGUCUAGAGCUGGCGUAGAUCCGAGGUGCUGUCGUCUCCGCCGGGGCUGA